AUGGCAAUUUUCAUAAAGAACAAUAAAGCGUCGCUUGUCGACAUGGCUGUCCAGGAUUUCAUCAAAUUGGGUAUAGAUGGAGUGUACACGACAAUGAAAACAGUAGUAUCCUUUGAAUAUAUUUUUAAUUUCACUUCACACAUGAGAAACUUACAUAAGUACUCCACCAACUUCCUGGAGUUACAAAUAAAUGAUCAUAACAAAGAAUGCGUCACGAACAUUUUAAAAAAUUUGACAUUGGAAAAUAUUCGCAAGAGCAGCAGCGCAAGUAUUAAAGCAGGAUUCGAAUUCUUAAAUGCAUUAAAUGAUGAUAUAAAAAAAAAACAUUUUAGUGAAAAUUCAAAUUAUAUGGUUAUGGUUACCAUUACGUGGGAUAUACACAGUGAUAACUACGCACCCUCAAAUGAACCUUUUUUUUCCAUUCUAUGCUACAUAAAAUGCUUACCAAAACAUAGCAGCCAUGUGCAGAUAGAUAUCAUGUGUGGAGAAAGGAAGACGCCAAAUAUAAAAUAUUCAAAUGUGUUUGAUGUGAGAAAUAAACUGCUAAAAUUGAAAAGCGAAGAUAGCCACGAGGUUGUUUUAUAUAACGAGAAGGAAGAAAUUACAGAGGGAUUGACUUGUAAUUUUUUCUGCUUUUUUAAUGAUACAUUGUACACAGCAAAAGACGAACUUGUUCUCAAGGGCACCAUGCGAGAGCAAAUAAUAAACAUAUGCCAAGAGGAGGACAUAAAAUUAAAAAAAGAAUCUAUCAACAUAAGUGACAUUGGACGCUUCGAAUUCUGCUUCAUUUGCUCCACAACUAGGAACAUUUUACCCGUUAAUAAAAUUAUACUGUGUUCGGAAAAUAAAACAGAGUUUGAAAAGGAUGUCCAUCACCCCGUUUUGGUGAAGUUACAAGAGAAGUUGCGAGAAGCAGUUGAAAAGAAGAAGGAAAAAUAUGAGGUAUAUGUUAGUUAG
Molecule: messenger RNA, 957 nt
Organism: Plasmodium fragile
Lineage: Eukaryota; Apicomplexa; Aconoidasida; Haemosporida; Plasmodiidae
Exons: 1
Coding region: 1-957 (318 amino acids)
Molecular function (GO): catalytic activity
Source: RefSeq, a predicted model, not a curated record